Molecule: messenger RNA, 1419 nt
Organism: Diaporthe batatas
Lineage: Eukaryota; Fungi; Ascomycota; Sordariomycetes; Diaporthales; Diaporthaceae
Exons: 2
Coding region: 128-1096 (322 amino acids)
Source: RefSeq, a predicted model, not a curated record
GCAUUAUUCACGUUUGGCUCAUCUGUUCCAAACCCCACCCUCUCAUCAUCAGUAUUUAGAAAUCCAGGAAACCAUCAAAGACUCAUCUGCUACUACAUCUUUUAUCCAAAUUCUUCAUAAAGCAACAAUGGGUACCCUUGCAGGAUCAAAACGCAAGCCCGGGACACCGCUCGCUUCACCAUCCAAGGCCGCAGCAUCAACAAAGAGGUCUCGGACACAAUACGAUUAUUGUGACGAAGAGGACUCGGAGUCGUUCCCGGAGGAUCGCUGGAGCGCCGACGACACAGAUUCGUGGUCAGAUAUGAGCGUAGAUGAGGACGAGGACCAAAUCUGCCAACCUGAUAGGGCAGGUGAUAAAUCUGCGACUGGGAGAUCACAGCAAGACUCAUGGACUACACAGGAACCCGGCUGUAUGUCUCUAGCUGCGAGUAUGCCUUGUGGAAGUGGCUUGACGAAGAGCAAAACCGAGGGCUGCCCCGGCUGUUCCUGCAGCAGGGUGGGCAGACAGUGCAACACCUCCAAUUGCCGCUGCGAGGCCGGGCCCACCUGUCACAAUCCCCUCAACAAGCUCGACCUCGCUGCCAUCUUCGGCAAGGACGGAUUCGACCUCCACCCAUGUUUCACGACGUGGAUCACGGAGCAGUCCAAUGCCGGACUGGAGUGGACGAGUACGCGGUUCCUUUUCGAUAUCGUCUUCGAGGCUAUCAUUAUGCUUGAUGAGUACAAAAGCAACGCGACCGAGCCCUACCUUGAGUGGAGGGCGAAAUGGGACAGCCUCACCGCCUCAGAACAGGAUAGUAGCGACGCCGGCCUUGCCCUCAAGCAGGAGCUGCUUCGCUGGGGGCUUACUUGCCGAGACUCCCAGUCCGUCUACUUCUCGUUCUGCCGCAAGAACGGGUGGGUAGAGACUGACCAUGAAUGGCACUGCGAUCGUUGUGGCGGUUGUAGGCAGUGGAAGGAGUGGCAUUGCUUGAAUUGCAAUCAGUGCUCAUAUGGUCUUACGCGACCGUGUGGAAAUUGCGGGGGGGAUGGAGACUGGUCUCCGGGCUUCAAACCAAACGAACCAGACGACGGUUAUGACCUGAUUCGAUGGUAGAGACGCUGACAAUGUUGGAGGGAAUUCCGGUGUGUUGAACGGAUGUUCUAAAUUACAAUGUCUGCUAAACUCUGAGCAAUCACGUACGCAGUAUUGCGUAAUGAGAUGGAUCAAGCCCAUGUAUAAGCGGUUCUUGUGCAAGCAUAGGGUACUUGUGGGACAUGAGUUAUAGCACAUGAGGUAGCUACUUUGAGACCUGGAGAUCUCUAUAUCCCAGGCACACUCAAACAGCAGAGGUGCAGCAUGCUCAAAUACGAUGCAUCCUUGCAGUCUCUGAUCCCCUAAAAGAGCCGGGAAGCGUCCAGAAUAUAUUUGUCACCGGG